Messenger RNA from Lates calcarifer (barramundi perch), 1200 nucleotides. RefSeq names its product caveolin 4a (gene cav4a). Gene Ontology annotation, biological process: caveola assembly. Gene Ontology annotation, cellular component: caveola. The transcript is spliced from 3 exons. NCBI's taxonomy places the organism in Eukaryota, Metazoa, Chordata, Actinopteri, Centropomidae. Bases 127 to 693 code for a protein of 188 amino acids. The record is from RefSeq and is a predicted model, not a curated record. Gene Ontology annotation, molecular function: molecular adaptor activity.
CAAUAUAACCCCACUGCACCCAGCCAGCUGAGGGGUCCGGUCAGCGGCCUCAGUCUGAGCUGCUAGUGGACUGACACACAUCUACCUUUGCCUGUUUUUGGAUUGUGUUUUUUCUCAGAUGUUUGGAUGGACACCAUGAUGAAAGGAGAGGACUCAGAGGAAGUAGAGAUUGACUUAGGGGACUCCAGUGACCCUGAAGAAUCUGAUAAUGGGGAGGAACCACAGACACUGUGGAGGGCCCCUCCUGCACUGGAAGAAGAGGAAAACAUUCAUACUUCUACACUGGUGGAAAUAAGCGAUACCAAGCCUCUGAUUAAUGCCAGAGACCCCCGAGGUAUCAAUGACUGCCUCAAGGUGACGUUUGAGGAUGUGAUCGCUGAGCCAGUAUCUGUGCGCAGUGGGGACAGAGUGUGGAUCUGGAGCCACGCCCUGUUUGAGGUGUCCAGGGUUUGGAUCUACAGGAUAGUCACUGUGCUUCUGGCCAUUCCCAUGUCAGUUAUCUCCGGUCUCCUCUUUGCCAUUCUCAGCUGCUUCCACAUCUGGAUGGUUAGUCCCUGUAUCCAGUGUAUCCUCAUGGGCACUUGCUGGCUGCAGAGCCUAUGGAGCGUCGUGCUGGGCGUCAUUGUACGUCCCCUCCUCACAAGUGCUGGGAAAUGCUGUGGAGGCUUCAGCAUUCAUCUGGCUAAAGAAUGAGACUCACAUGAGAAGCACAUCCAGACUGGGAUUGUCCGUUGUGUGUUCUCGUGGACUGAGCCCAAGGGAGAAUUGAUAUCCAAUUCUUAAAUUCUUAAAAUAAAAUGUUUAUUAAUACACGUUUUCUACAGGUAAGACCACUUCGGUCCGAAGGUAUCUGCUGGUUCUUUUUAAUGACGGCUCAAAGCUUGUGACAUUUUCAAACAAUAAUUUGGUGUUGACCUGUCACAGUGACAAAAACACAUGGCAACGCAUUUCUAACUUUUAUCCUCAGAGUGUGAAAUCACUUUGGUUAGGAUCAGAGUUAUCAACUGAGAUCAGUGUGAUAAAGAAACUUAGUGUCAAUAACUUUCACUGUUACAGUGAUCUGAAGAAAACGAGAAUGUUGGAAGUGACUUUUGUGAAGCAUACAGUACUUUUACUAUCAUGAUAAUGUGGUUAUGACUGAUGAUUUUAGAAUGAGAUAAUUUCAGAAAAUGUUAUGCAUACAAUGUUGUAUAAUCUUUA